Molecule: messenger RNA, 1263 nt
Organism: Diplodia corticola
Lineage: Eukaryota; Fungi; Ascomycota; Dothideomycetes; Botryosphaeriales; Botryosphaeriaceae
Product: aspartic endopeptidase pep1
Exons: 4
Coding region: 1-1263 (420 amino acids)
Biological process (GO): proteolysis
Molecular function (GO): aspartic-type endopeptidase activity
Source: RefSeq, a predicted model, not a curated record
AUGCCUUCCCUCUGGUCUGUGACCGCCCUGGCGGCGCUCUGCAGCACGACUCUGGCCAGCCCGGUUGCCCGUGCCUCGCUCGAGAAGCGGGAUGCCUUCUCCUUCAACCAGGUCCUGAAGGGCACCUACAAGAAGAACGGCCCGGUCCAGGUCGCCCGCGUCUACAACAAGUACAAGGGCACCGCCCCGGCCGACGUGCAGUCUGCCGCGGCCGCCGCCGUCACCGGCACCGUCGCUGCCACGCCCGAGGACGAGUACGACUCGCUGUACCUCUGCCCGGUCACGGUCGGUGACACGGAGCUCCAGCUCGACUUCGAUACUGGUUCCGCUGAUCUCUGGGUCUUCUCCACCCUGAUGGCCUCCACCGAGCAGACUGGCCACGCCGUCUACGACCCCGACACCUCGGGCACCGAGAAGGACGGCUACUCGUGGGAGAUCUCCUACGGCGACGGCUCCGGCGCUGCUGGUGCCGUCUACGCCGACAAGGUCGUCGUGGGUGGUGUGACUGCCACCUCCCAGGCCGUUGAGGCCGCCACCUCCGUCUCCACCUCCUUCACCCAGGACGUCGACAACGAUGGCCUGCUCGGCCUUGCUUUCUCCUCCAUCAACACCGUCGAGCCGCAAAGCCAGACCACUUUCUUCGACACCGUUGGCGACUCCCUUGCCAAGAAGCUGUUUGCCGUCGCCCUGAAGAAGGGAGAGGCUGGUGCCUACGACUUCGGCGCCAUCGUCGAGAGCCGUUACACCGGCGACAUCGCCUAUGUUGACGUUGAUACCUCCAACGGCUUCUGGGAGUUCAAGCCCGCCGGCUUCGCUGUCGGUGACGGCGAGACUCAGACCAGCGCCUCGAUUGACGCCAUCGCCGACACCGGCACCACUCUUCUCUACCUGCCCGAGGACGUCGUCAGCGCCUACUACGAGGGGGUGCAGGACGCGCAGUACAGCUCCAGCUACGGUGGCUACAUCUUCCCUUGCUCUGCCGACCUGCCUUCCUUCUCCCUCAUCAUCGGCGACGCCAAGCGCACCGUCCCCGGCGACUACGUCAACUACGCGCCCGCCGGCAGCAGCACCUGCUUCGGUGGCAUCCAGAGCGACACCGGCAUUGGUUUCUCCAUCAUUGGCGACAUCUUCCUCAAGAGCCAGUACGUCAUCUUCGACGCCAGCACCGACACCCCUCGCCUGGGCUGGGCUCAGCAGUCGACGACCUCGACUUCGUCGAACACCACCACCACCACCUCUUCCUCCUCCUCGGGCGUCUUCUAA